Messenger RNA from Suricata suricatta (meerkat), 2238 nucleotides. RefSeq names its product zinc finger protein 77-like. The record is from RefSeq and is a predicted model, not a curated record. NCBI's taxonomy places the organism in Eukaryota, Metazoa, Chordata, Mammalia, Carnivora, Herpestidae. Gene Ontology annotation, biological process: regulation of transcription by RNA polymerase II. Gene Ontology annotation, molecular function: DNA-binding transcription factor activity, RNA polymerase II-specific; RNA polymerase II cis-regulatory region sequence-specific DNA binding. The transcript has 4 exons. The coding region runs from base 83 to 2089 and encodes 668 amino acids.
CGCGCGGCGUCUUCCUCGGUCCCACGGCCCGGGUCGUACCGCCGCUGCCUGGACGCCGUGACCGUGCGGAGCGGGCUGCGAGAUGGCCUGUGUGGUCUUUGAGGACGUGGCUGUGAAGUUCACCCCGGAAGAGUGGGCUUUGCUGGAUCGAGGUCAGAGGAAGCUCUACAGAGAUGUGAUGCUGGAGACGUGCAGGCACCUGGCCGCCGUGGAUUGUUGCACUCAAGUUAAAACUUGUGGAUCAAGGACUCAGCUGCAUAUUUUGGAGAAUGAACUAUCCCAUGAAGAGAAAAUAGUAAGAUUUACAAGAAAUGAUCCCUGGGCUCUUUUUCGAGAAAACCCGGUGUUUCAUAACAUUGGUGAUCAGUCCCAAUCCCAGGAGAGGCGUUUGAGAAGUCCUUUGGUGGAGAGUGUCAGUGAACAUAUUGAAGGAGAUCAAUGUGGAGAAACCCUGAACCCGGUUACAAGUCUUACUGUGCGUCAGGGGUGUCCCACUGGAGGCAAAUCCUGUGAAUGCGCUAAGUGUAGAGAAGCCUUCGCAGAUGGUUCCUUCUUUGAGAAGCUGCAAAGAUCUCCCCCAGGACUCAAACCUAGUCCUGGUGAGGAAUGUGGGCCAGGCUGCAGCUCCGUCUCGAGCCUCAGCACUCACGUGGACCGAGACCUUGUAGAGAAACCCUAUGAAGGUCAGGACACCGGGAGAGCAUCUGAGACGUACUCAAAGAGUCUCAGUAGUAAAAAAUCUCUAGAGUGCAAGAAAUGUGGAAAAGCUUUUACUUGCACGGCUUCCUUUCAGGGUCACGUGCAAGGUCCCUGUGGACAGAGUGUCCACACAUGUGAUGUGUGUGGGAAAACCCUCUCGUAUCUCUCCUACCUUACACGUCAUGUGAGAACUCACACUGGGGAGAGACCCUAUGACUGUCAGGAAUGUGGGAGAGCCUACAGUUGCCUGUCGUAUUUUCGAGAACACAUGAGAUCACACACUGGGGAGAAGCCCUAUGAAUGUAAGGAGUGUGGCAAGACAUUCAAGUACCCCGCGUCCCUGCAGGGACACAUGAUGACACACACUGGAGAGAGGCCUUACCUGUGUCAGCAGUGUGGGAAAGCCUUCAGUUGUCCCAAAUACUUUCGAAGACAUGUGAGAACACACAGUGGAGUGAAACCCUAUGAAUGUACGUUGUGUGGGAAAGCCUAUAGUUGCUCCUUAUCCCUCCGGGAGCAUGUGAGAACUCAUAGUGAAGAGAGGCCCUAUGAAUGUAAGGAGUGCGGGAAGGCUUUCAGACACCCUAGGUACUUCCAGAGGCAUGUGCGGAUGCACAGUGGGGUGAAACCUUACGUGUGUAAGGAGUGCGGGAAAGCGUACAGCAGUUCCACGUCGCUUCAGGAACACGUGAGGUCACACACCGGGGAGAGACCCUUUGAAUGCCAGCAGUGUGGGAAAGCCUUCACACGCCACUCCUCCCUCCAAGGUCACGUGAGAGCACACAGCUUGGAGAAACGUUAUGAAUGUUCACAGUGCGGGAAGGCCUUCCGCUGGUCCUCGUCCUUGCAGAAGCACGUGAGAACACAUCGUGAGGAGAAGCCCUAUGAGUGUCAGCAGUGCGGUAAAGCCUUCUGGUAUCCUGCAAACUUGCGGGCACACGUCAAGACCCACACGGAGGAGAGACCUUACGAGUGUCCGCACUGCGGGAAGGCCUUCAGUUGUCACUCCUCCCUGCAAGUCCACGCGAGGAAGCACAACGGAGUGAAACCCUAUGAGUGUAAGGAGUGCGGGAAGGCCUUCUGGUAUCCUGUGAACCUGCGGGCGCACGUGAGGACGCACACAGGGGAGAGACCCUACGAGUGCCAGCAGUGCGGGAAGGCAUACAGGUGUCCCGCAAACCUGAGGGUCCAUGUGAGGACACACACAGGGGAGAGACCCUACGAGUGCCAGCAGUGCGGCAAGGCCUUCCGGUAUCCAGCAAACCUGCGGGCGCACGUGAGGACGCACACGGGAGAGAGGCCCUAUGAGUGUCCGCACUGUGGGAAGGCCUUCCGGUAUCCCACGAACCUACGGGCGCAUGUGAAGACACACACGGGGGAGAAACCCUGAAUACACAUUCGGGCUCUUUUCCCUCAAGUCUUGUUGUAAGUCCAGUCAGACACAUGGGCAAGACAUGUAACGUAUGUAAGGAAUGUUGGAGAACCUUCAGGCAUAGCACUUCAUUUGUUUGGUCAUAAAACCUCAGGGCUGGACCACGA